Messenger RNA from Parastagonospora nodorum SN15, 624 nucleotides. RefSeq lists its product as hypothetical. Bases 1 to 624 code for a protein of 207 amino acids. The transcript has 2 exons. The record is from RefSeq and is a predicted model, not a curated record. Lineage: Eukaryota; Fungi; Ascomycota; Dothideomycetes; Pleosporales; Phaeosphaeriaceae.
AUGGUGGGCAUUGUAUAUCAUGUUGCAAGUUCUUUUGCAGGAGCUCUUUGGUCGACCACUUGUCAUCUCCUUGAUGCCUUGGUCGCCUCCCAAGAGCGACUCGAGAAGAGAGCAGUCGGCCACGCACCGAACUCGGAGACGUCCUCUACGUACGAUCGAGCCCUUGAUUCCAAACAGCUCCUUAGAAGAUCACGCCAGGCCGAGAGCAGCCACGACUUGCGCGCUUCAUCCAAACCUGUAUCAAUGAAGCCUCAGACCCAACAUACAGCAUCACUGGACGAUCAAAACGUCGGCUAUUCACAAGUCCAUCCACUUUUGAACACCGACCAUUUACGAAAACCCCGUCAUUCUCAAUCUAUGCCAAACCUCAUAGGGCCGAGCAGGGAAAGGCGACACAAGUCCACUAGGCCCAGGAGCAUGAUAACAACAAGCCAAGAACCCUUCGUCGACCCGACUCACAUCACCGGCAACCCGAUCAUCUCCCGAAGCGAAACUAGUCGGCUUCCCACGUCCCCACUGACCAUGAGGGGAAGUGUGACUGGCGGUCGGCAUGUGGGAAAGGUCACGGAUAAUGAGUGGAAGGCAUCGAAUAAGGCGUUGAUGAUGGUUAGGAGGAUGGGCUAG